Messenger RNA from Meira miltonrushii, 1586 nucleotides. RefSeq lists its product as uncharacterized. The transcript has a single exon. Lineage: Eukaryota; Fungi; Basidiomycota; Exobasidiomycetes; Exobasidiales; Brachybasidiaceae. The coding region runs from base 46 to 1455 and encodes 469 amino acids. Gene Ontology annotation, biological process: protein insertion into mitochondrial inner membrane from matrix; mitochondrial respiratory chain complex IV assembly. Gene Ontology annotation, molecular function: membrane insertase activity. Gene Ontology annotation, cellular component: mitochondrial inner membrane. The record is from RefSeq and is a predicted model, not a curated record.
GUUUGGGAAGAAUGCAAUCGUGAUCAUCAUCAGGAAAGGUGCAAGAUGGUGUUGAAAGUGUUGACGGGUCUUCGACAGGCGGGACAAAUCACGCUGUCAAGGUCAUCAAAUGUACAACAACAAGCAUUUAGACAACAACAGAGAAGCAUAACCGGCUUGAUCGGAACAAGUUCACCUUCUAGAACAACAACUUCGGUCUCAAGAAGCCCAAAUGCAUUCCGAACCGGCUUACUAAACCAAUCGACGUUGAAUGCAACUGGACUCGGCUCAGCCAGACAUCUAUCUCUAUGGCCAUUCUCUAAAGAAACACAACCCUCACCAUCUAAUGAAGUAUUGCCAAAUGCUAGUGACGCAAAGACUGAAAAUCUAAGUCCACAAGAGGCUACCUUCACUUCAGCUACUUCUCCUUCCGAUCCUCUUGCAGCUGCCGAUUUGGCAAAUGAAGCUGGUCAUAUAAAUGAAUCCGUUGCACAUGCUACUGAACAAGUACAAACGCUAGCCGAUUUAGGUCAAUUAUCCAGUUGGCCAAAUGUUCAAGCAGCUCAAAGAGUUUUGGAUUGGCUCGUCGAAGCAACAGGGAUGCCAUGGUGGUUAACGAUUGCAGCUGUAACACUUUCAGUGCGUAUUUUGGUUCUUCCUCUCGUGCUUAAAGGUCAAAAGAAUGCUAUCCUGUUGGCCAAUAUUCAACCACAAAUGAACACUUACAUGAAGGAUAUUCAAUACGCUAAACAAACUGGUGACAAUCAAUUAAUGGCAAAAUCUGCAACAUCCAUUCAACAAUUGAUGAAAGAUAACGACUGUCAUCCACUUAAAAGUUUGAUCGUUCCUGCUGUUCAAGCACCAUUAUUUAUGACUUUCUUUUUCGCUUUACGUGGAUUAGCCGAUGCUGGAUUGCCCGCGAUGAAGACUGGGGGACUUUCUUGGUUCACAGAUUUGACUGUUGCUGAUCCAACAUGCGUUCUGCCAAUCUUAUCUUCUUUGUCCAUGUUGCUCGUCUUGGAGACUGGUGCGGAAAUGGGAACUUCAGGAGGUAAUACGACACCGCAAGCAAAGACGAUGAGAAACGUCUUCCGUGUUGUUACCGUUCUUGCAAUUCCAUUCAUCUGGAAUUUCCCUACAGCUGUGUUCUGUUAUUGGCUCACAAACGGUUGUUUGUCCUUGUUGCAAUUGUUGACUUUGAAUUUGAGCGGGGUACGCAAAGCAUUAAAGUUGCCCGAACGUGUUGUACACGAACCGGAAAAGUUUGAAGGAAAGGGCAAGGAAUUGGGUUUCUGGGAUAGUAUUUCUGCUGGUACAUCAAGUCAACAAAAACAUACCGUUCAAGUGAUUCGAAAGAAUAGGAAUGCCAUUCCAUCUGUUGUACAAGAACAACGUGGAAUGGAUGAAAGCCGUGAACGUGCAUUGAAAAAGAUUGCCGCACGAUCAAAUUCAAAUGAUCAAGAGAAAAGAAAAUAGUUUAUUAAACACACACCACUCAUAAUCAUGUACUUUUUAUCAUCCCCUUUCUGCAUUGACGAUCUCACUAUGUACUACAUCCGGAUCCUUUCAAUUUAUUGAAUGAAGUUUAGAUAGUUUGGUAGCAGAUC